Lindgomyces ingoldianus is the source of this 1834-nucleotide messenger RNA. RefSeq lists its product as uncharacterized. The record is from RefSeq and is a predicted model, not a curated record. Lineage: Eukaryota; Fungi; Ascomycota; Dothideomycetes; Pleosporales; Lindgomycetaceae. The transcript is spliced from 2 exons. The annotation marks the transcript as partial.
ACCCUGUUCCUCAUCCUGAAGCCUCACUUUGGCCCUUGUCAGAACGAAUCAGCCACUGCUUCGACUUCAGAGCGAUCGGAGGACAAACGCAGUCCAGCUCACGCAAUGAGGCAGACCAACGACACGGGACCUCAUGACUCGAGUGAUUUCACUAGGGGGAGACUUAACAGUGGCGUCCUUGCUGGGAUCGCUCUCGGAUCUAUCGUAGGGAUGUUAUCCCUAUCUUCUAAAAGAGAACUGGUCAUAGACAAAGACUCACGCAUGACAUCUCGCCCAAAACCUCCUCCGAGAUCAAGCAGUCCAUUCGGGAACCGACCUAACACGUGGGGGAGAAGUCCAAAAAGCUAUAGUAUUUCGUCCCUGGAUGAGAACUCCGACGAGGAAACUCCAACAUGCUCAUCUAUCAGACCAACGAGGAGAGAUCAAUUAACCAACUAUGGGCUAUGCCAAGGAAGCACGGGAGUAGAUCUCUAUACAUACCAAGACAGCCAUCCUUUUCCUACCCCACUUGACAGCCGAAACGAUGUUAGAUAUAGUAGUCUUAAAUGUGAGAGGAGUCCAUCAGUUACGCUCAGAGCCAGCGAUAUGCGGAACAAUGCAUAUGACAGCCAUUUUCAAGGGUCGAGCCCACGGGUUGCACCUAGAACCAAUGACCGACUUUCUGAGCAGGAUCCAUCGUUCACCGCACCACCAGAUCCGCGGCAUUUGCCGACAAGGGACCAUCACCCAAGCAGACCUGGAUCCAUGCCUUGUUCCGUGCAGCGUGAGCCUUGUGAUCAUCGCUGGUGCGGUUUCUCCAAUAUACCCCAGCAACAUUAUCAGACCCAACCCAACAAUUCCGUAUCUGGUGACACUGACUCGCCGCUAUCUCGACCGCAACAUAAUAUUCGAUCUUCCUCUGACCUCACUCAGUGGUCUUACACAUUUGAUCAUGAUACUGCAAACUCUUCGCAAGCCGCAUAUAAACACCGGCUGUGUGCUGAUAGCAGUGUACCGCUGAGCCCAUCAUACAGGCCAGAACCGGGACAGCAGACCACUUCAGCAGACCGGAAGGAACCAAUUUCUCAUACAAUAGGAUCCGCGGACCAACGAACUACCAGCACUCUAAUCGCAGAUGGAGCACAACGAUUUGCUGACAGAUGUCCUGAAGCGGAAGACGUUGCCGGUACUAACAGCGACUGUGCUGAAUCUUCCGACAGGGCUCGGAGGCACUCCCUCCAUGAAUGCGAUACACCCCAGAGUCCAGGCUAUUUCGAAGAUAUGCCACGCUCCCGUUCUCGUGUUGGCUUGAGAAGAUCCAAAUCGAGGGGAUCCGACUCCCGCCGCUUAGAAGCCUCUUUCGUGUUCGAGGGCAAUCCAGCGUUUGAUGGUGGCCACCCCUCAAAUACCGAUUUAAUACCAUCUAGUACGCAUCUAUGGCAAGCCACACCACCGCCAAAUCCAUUCCCAAGUCCCCCUCAAUCACCAUCAUCACCGAACGGCAUUCCUUCUUCCGUUACGAGCAGAAGCCAUAGUAGAAUCUGUCCUCCCAUAUCCUCAUCACCACCCGCUCUCAGCACAUUUACUUCUGCGGAAAAUUCGCGAUUUGCUGCUGAUUUUACUGCGACGUUUGUUGGUAGGAGGGAGGGUAGGAGAGUUUCGUUGCGGAUUUCGGGAAGGGGAGGGAACGAGUGAGCAAUGAGGGGUUUGUGGACGGGAUGUGGAACGAAUGUACUGCGGAAAUGCUAGGCAAUUUGUUGCUGCUGCUCUGUCAGAAUUGAUGUUUAUGAAAAUGAGCCGCAUGUGUACUUCGAAUUUUGCGAAUUUAGUGUAGCAGUAUGAUAAUACUAGAUCG